GUGCUCUGCUAGGCCUCUGCGAUGCCGCGGGCCCUCGCUGCCGCGAGCACGCGAAGGCGCACGGGCGCCUGCCACGAGCGGGGCGAGUGCAGUCGUCUGCCCACGUGCAGCGGCGGGCGCAGUUCCCACGCGCACGCGGACACGAGGGCGAGGCGCAUCUUUGGGGUGGCUCCCUCUAUGCCGCGUCCGAGCACGGGGCCGCGGGGCAGCGUGCGGGCGGCUAGGUGGCUGCCCCAGCAGCGGGUCGGGAAGCCCUCCCUGGACAUCUUCGUCGUCGAGACCCCGUCGCAGAAGCCCGAGGACCGGUACUAUAUAUCGAACGACGAGUUCCACUGCAACAAGAAAGUUUGCACGCAGGUCUGGAAGGCUGGCGAGCUGGCGAGCCUUCGGUCCGUGGCCUUCGGAGCCGGCAGCGUGUGGGUGCCGAUCGGUGCCUCCUCCUACCUAAGCCGCGUCUACGGCGAGGACUGGAGCGUCACCGUGCGCCCGCACCGCUGGGCCGCCGAGCUGGGCCACGGCUUCGG
This is a messenger RNA of Prorocentrum cordatum, 524 nucleotides long. NCBI's taxonomy places the organism in Eukaryota, Dinophyceae, Prorocentrales, Prorocentraceae. The record is from the annotation of a GenBank genome assembly.